UAUUUCCACACUCCGUAUCGCCAAUCCAACCAUAUUCAUUGGAUGCCAUUCAUUCUGGGAGAAGAUUGUUCGGAGUUGGAAAACAUUGGAGAAGGUGAAGGUAUUCCAGACAAUGAACAUUGUUAAAAGGAUAAGGACAACCUUGUUUGGACAGGCCCGAGUUACAUUACUUCGACAUGCCCAAGAGAUUGGCGAGGAAAUAUACCAGGGCCAGCUGAAGCACAAGUGGAGCUUUUUUGACCAAACUCUUCAAUUUCUUGCGGAGCUUCUAAUUUUCCACCCUGCUCGGGCAGCAGUAGGAUUGGCCCAUUGCACAUACUGCUAUUCAGGAACUGCUCUCAUCCCUCUGGAAAUGAUGGAAUUCCUCUGGAGUGUGGGCAUCAAAGUUCAGAGACUGUAUGGCCUAAACGAGAGCUGUGGGCUGCACAGUCUCGGACGGCCCACUGAUGAUCAGUUAAAGAGCUGUGGCCGUGAGAUCCCGGGUUGUCUAACCAGACUAGAAAAUACUUCAACAUGUUCUUCAUUUAAACUGUGCCUGUGGGGGCGCCACAUCUUCAUGGGGUACCUUGGCAUGGAGGAAGAAACAAAGAGUGCCCUGGAUAAAGAUGGAUUUCUAUGUACGGGAGAUGAAGGAAGUAUCGACACGCUAGACUUUGCUGAUGGUGAAAGGAAAUCCACAUAAAGUUUCCAAGUGGUAAUGCUAGGAUAUAUAUCGGAGGCAGCAUGCUCGUUUACUGGAUACAUCAAACUUGUUAUGGGAGGGGGUACUGCCUUUUCAUUGUGGGGAAAACAGAU
Molecule: messenger RNA, 795 nt
Organism: Pelobates fuscus (common spadefoot toad)
Lineage: Eukaryota; Metazoa; Chordata; Amphibia; Anura; Pelobatidae
Product: long-chain-fatty-acid--CoA ligase ACSBG2-like
Exons: 3
Coding region: 113-682 (189 amino acids)
Cellular component (GO): membrane; endoplasmic reticulum
Molecular function (GO): long-chain fatty acid-CoA ligase activity
Source: RefSeq, a predicted model, not a curated record